Messenger RNA from Ipomoea triloba (trilobed morning glory), 6413 nucleotides. Its product is annotated as DNA polymerase zeta catalytic subunit. Lineage: Eukaryota; Viridiplantae; Streptophyta; Magnoliopsida; Solanales; Convolvulaceae. The transcript is spliced from 16 exons. Gene Ontology annotation, cellular component: nucleus; zeta DNA polymerase complex. Gene Ontology annotation, biological process: error-prone translesion synthesis; double-strand break repair via homologous recombination. The coding region runs from base 127 to 6102 and encodes 1991 amino acids. Gene Ontology annotation, molecular function: DNA-directed DNA polymerase activity; nucleotide binding; DNA binding. The record is from RefSeq and is a predicted model, not a curated record.
AAGCUUACCAUGGAAGUUGUACAAAGUCCUCUCCUGCUUUCUCCCACCUGAACCUGAUUACCCAACACCAAACCGAUUUUCCACUACGCUACUAUUUCGUAGUGUCUCCGCAAUUGAGGAACCAAAAUGGUGAACUCUCAGUCCGAUUUGAAGAUUUUCAGCGUCCGGAUUGUGUCGAUGGACUAUUACAUGUCCCCCCCUAUCCCCGGCCUCGACAUAUCUUAUAGCAGUUUCCAGGGUGGGAAGGUGAAUGAAGUACCUGUUAUAAGAGUGUAUGGGUCGACUCCGGCUGGUCAAAAGACUUGCUUGCACAUUCAUGGAGCUCUACCUUAUUUUUAUGUUCCAUGUUCAGAUCUCUUCCUUCAACCUGAUCAAGAAGGUGAAGAAUGCACACGUGGCAUAUCCCAUGCUCUUGAGAAGGCACUAAAGCUUAAAGGUAAUGUGGCCUCGAAACGUCAGCAUGUGCACAGUUGCAGUCUUGUCCGAGCAAAAAAGUUCUAUGGUUAUCAUUCUUCAGAGGAACUAUUUGUGAAGAUUUAUCUCUACUAUCCACAGGAUGUCUCUCGUGCUGCUAAUCUUCUUCUGGGUGGAGCUGUGCUAGAUAGGGUUUUACAGCCCCACGAAUCGCAUAUACCAUUUCUUCUCCAAUUCAUGGUUGAUUAUAACUUGUAUGGGAUGGGCCAUUUACAUGUGUCAAAGAUGAAAUUCCGCUACCCAGUUCCAGAUACUUUCUCCCCAAGGAAGUCAAAUCACAAUGAGCCAAAGAGAACUAUUAUGGAUAUUCCUGCUAACACUUCUGCAGAUUUUCAGGCAGAUUCAGGUUAUGAUCCAUAUUCGGAUCCACCAAUUUGGAUAUCGUCCACUAUUCCAGAUGGUUGGGUCUGGCUGUACUCUAGUCAAGAUGAUUCUUCAUCUGAUCAAGCUCUUCCUGCCAUGAAGCGUUCAAGUACUUCUGCACUUGAAGGAGACGCUGUUCUUGAUGCAAUUCUCAAUCAACAAUUUUUAUCAUACACAUCCCUUUCACAGACAUGUUCUAAAGUAAGAAUGAUUCAAUCACUGAUACCAAUCUGGGAGGAGUUUGAAAGGAAUGGGAUGCAUGAGUUGGCCUUACCUCCUGAUCCAGGGAAACCACUUCCUGUGGAUGUUUUGAGGAUACUUUCCAAUGGAAUUGGAUUUGAAGAUAUUUUUCUGGAACCUGAUAAUGUGGCUGCUUUAUGUUUUCAUUCCCAAUCAAUAAACUCAUCCACAGAAGAGGGGAAAUCAUUUCAAGAUGAUGAUAUGGGGAAAUCAAAUGAGAAGACGAAUGCAUAUCCAAGCCAACUGUCAACUGAAUGUUUGGAAAUAUCCGACAACAUUCAAUUAUCUUCAGGUGUUAAGGUUUCAGAUCAUGAUGCUUUGGGGAUUCUGAAUUGGCUUGCAUCUUCUCAAGCUGCUGAAGAUAUAAACUCAGAUGAUGACCUUGCUCGUGAGACCAUUUUGAGUCCCUUAAUGCCUGCAACAACCUUAGAUAAGGUUUUAGAGAAAGCCCAUGCGGAUUAUGAAAAUGAAUCUCAACAAGAGUGUGAGGACAUCCUUGAUACUGUACAGGAUAGAGCUAACAUCGAAGGAUUCGAUGGGAGAGCUGCUGAUUUGAUUGAUUCUAAUCAUUCAUGCAAGACUUCUUCAGACAGAAUGAUACCUCAAGUGGAUGGAUCUUCUGAUAGUUUUGAUGCAUUUUCAUGUGAUGGUAAGUCACACCAUAAAUCUGGGGCCCCUUCAGGAACUGAUUCAUGGGACGAUGCUCAUUUGGCUAUGAUCAGUAACCGGAAAAAGAGAAGACAAAAGUGGGGCUCUUUGCCUGUUUCAUCUGGUCAGAGAACGAGUGAUCUUUCACCUUCUACUGCACUAAGCACAAUCAGCAGAUGUGGCAAUCACAUAAAAGAUGAUUCAGGAUUGCCUUAUAGUGUAGGAAGUGGAGCAAACUUAUCUCCCAGUAUAGUAAAGGGAUCAACCAAAGAGAUAAUGGUUAACUGCUCUAUGCGGGACCUGAUGAGAAAGAAACGUUACUACCGUGCUGAACCAUCUGAAUGCAGGGCUCAGAUAAAAAAAUCCCCAUCUGAUGAGGAAGACAAAGGUUCACUUUAUAUUGGACAGACACUUGAUGAGCAAGAACCAUCUGAAUGCAGGGCUCAGAUAAAAAAAUCCCCAUCUGAUGAGGAAGAAAAAGGUUCACUUUAUAUUGGACAGACACUUGAUGAGCAAUACAAAAUCCCCUUUGCUUACUCCAUGAACAUGAAUUCGGGUGCUAUUCAGCAGAGAGAAUGUGAUGGGACUAACUCAUGUACUGCAUUUCAGAUGCAUUAUGAACCUUAUGAUGCCAAAACUGACAAUUUGGCAAAUGGUAAGUUGCCUAUUUACUCUGGUGAUUGCAAUACAUUGCCAAGAGACUCAUCAAAUGUUGAACCAUGCCAUUCUUUUGGAGGAAGUGAUGUUCGGGGAGUUAGUGAAGCAGGUGUAGAUUUGCAGAACAGUGGAUUUAGUGGUGCACCACUAUUGAAUAAGAAAACUGAUCCAUCAGAGCAAUAUUCUCAUUUUAAGAGUUCUGUGUGUGCAGUUCAGAUAAAACAUUGUGCAUCUAAUGGUUGUGAAAAUAUGGACAUCAAUAUUAACAGUACUAAACCUUUACCUACUGAUGUUGUUUAUUCUGAGUUUGUUCCACAUGCUCAAUCAUCAGAAUUUGCAAGUGAGAAUAAAUCUUCUGGUGGUGAGAAAGUGCUCCAACGUGAUGCAAUUGAUUCAAGUUGCCAAUCUUCUUCAAUUGGAGGUGUAACUUUUAAGGAUGGAGGUGCAACUUGUGCAGAAAUAGAUCUUCUACAAAUGACUGAUAAGACUGGUUUUACUGCCCAUAAGAAAAGUAAUGAUGGAAUUUCUUCUCAGAAAGGAGUUCCUGAUGAACUUCGUCCUUUCUUUGGGAUGGAUUGCCUGGUAGAAGGAGAUUGUUACAAUUGUAGAACAUUGGACCAUAACCAUCGUCAAGGAGGUCUAUUGGGUGUACCUAUCCACUAUCAAAAUGAUGGUUCCUAUCUAUUCAUGUUGACCCCUGUCUUUAGACCACCACAAACCAAAUGUGUUGAGAGAUGGCUGACACUUGAUUCCACAGAUGUUUCUGAAGAGAACAAAGUUGUAUGUCCAGCACUUGCUCCAUCAAUUAAGGAAUCCUCUAGUGAGGCAGUAGGCUUGCAGAAUUCUCGGGCUUUGAGUGGUAGUCAGCCUCUGAUAGAACCUGUGCCUGCGUCAGAUCUAAAGCCUAAUCUAGAUCUGAUAAAUCAGCAGCAUAAAGGAAGUCAUAAUAUGGAAUUGGAGCAUUUUCAUGAUGAUAUCAAAGUAAUUCCACAAUGUAAGGAGGAUAUGUUAAAAUGUAAACCAUCAACUGAUUUCUCAGAGGAUAUAUCUCAGAUAUCAGGCCCUGAUAGAAAAUCAAAGCUCACUCCUCUGAGUCAAAUUGGUUUCCGGGACUCUGCAAGUAUUGGUUGUGGGCAGCAGCUAACAUUAUUGAGCAUAGAAGUCCAAGCAGAAUGUAGGGGUGAUCUAAGACCUGACCCUCGAUUUGAUGCUGUCAGUAUUAUAGUUCUUGUUAUUCAGGAAGAUGAUGACCCUAUAGCUGAUUCUUAUGUUCUCCUGCAUUGCAAUGGUGCACCUGUUCAAAGAAACCUUUAUGGAUUGUCUGGAUGCAAGCUUUUGGGUUUCUCUGAAGAGACGCACUUGUUUACACAAUUUGUGAAGAUAUUUUCUUGUAUUGAUCCAGAUGUUUUGAUGGGCUGGGAUAUUCAAGGUGGUUCCCUUGGUUUUCUUGCAGAAAGGGCUGCACAUCUUGGUUUUGAUUUGCUAAAUAAAAUUUCUCGUACACCAUCAGAGACCAAUGCAACUUCUAGAUGCUAUGAGGAAGAAAAACUAAGUGAUCUUUUCUCUGAGUCUAUAAUAACUGAUUCUGUGCUUCAUGAUGAUGCUAUGAUAAUCGAUGAUGAAUGGGGUAGAACACAUGCCAGUGGUAUCCAUGUUGGUGGUAGAAUUGUUCUUAACAUUUGGCGUUUAAUGCGCGGUGAAGUUAAGCUUAAUAUGUAUACAAUGGAAACUGUGGCUGAAGCAGUGCUGAGACGAAAAGUUCCUUCCAUUCCUAGCAAGGUAUUGACAAAUUGGUUUUUAAGUGGACCUGGACGUGCCCGAUUUAGAUGCAUAGAAUAUAUUUUGGAUAGAGCAAAGUUGAACCUUCAGAUUAUGACUCAACUUGAUAUGAUAAAUCGGACAUCAGAACUUGCACGAAUCUUUGGCAUUGAUUUUUUUUCAGUUCUCUCACGAGGUUCACAGUACCGUGUGGAAUCUAUGUUUCUAAGACUGGCUCAUACACAAAACUAUAUUGCCAUCUCCCCUGGUAACCAACAAGUAGCUUUUCAGCCUGCAAUGGAAUGUCUGCCUCUUGUAAUGGAACCAGAAUCUGGAUUUUAUGCAGAUCCUGUUGUUGUUCUUGAUUUUCAAUCACUUUAUCCAUCAAUGAUAAUUGCAUACAAUCUCUGCUAUAGUACUUGCCUUGGAAAAGUCACUGCUUCGAAGUCCAAUAUCCUUGGUGUUAGUUCUUAUUCACCUGAUAGAAAUGUUUUACGAAAAUUAAAACAUAAAAUACUUCUAACACCAAAUGGAGUUAUGUUUGUGCCUUCUGAGGUUCGUAAAGGAGUACUUCCCCGCUUGUUGGAAGAACUAUUAUCAACUAGGAUUAUGGUCAAACAAGCCAUGAAGAAGUUAGCUGCUUCUGAGAAGGUACUUCACCGGAUAUUCAAUGCGAGACAACUUGCAUUGAAACUAAUAUCAAAUGUGACUUAUGGUUAUACAGCUGCUGGAUUUAGUGGGCGAAUGCCCUGUGCUGAGCUUGCUGACUGUAUAGUUCAAUGUGGCCGCAGAACACUGGAAAAUGCAAUUUCAUUUGUAAAUACAAAUGAUAAAUGGAAGGCUAAAGUUAUUUAUGGUGAUACUGACAGCAUGUUUGUACUACUCAAAGGACGAUCUCUUAAAGAAGCCUUUCAAAUUGGUCAUGAAAUUGCUUCCGAAGUGUCUGCAAUGAGUCCUAAUCCAGUCACUUUAAAAAUGGAAAAGGUUUACCACCCAUGUUUUCUCAUUACCAAGAAACGAUAUGUUGGCUAUAGUUAUGAGAGUCCUGAUCAGAGCAAACCAAUAUUUGAUGCUAAAGGUAUUGAGACUGUAAGGAGGGAUUCAUGUGGAGCCGUGUGCAAGACAAUGGAACGAUCACUGAGACUCUUUUUUGAGCAUCAUGACAUUGAGAAGGUUAAAUCAUACCUGCUACGGCAGUGGAAAAGGAUUAUGUCUGGCAGAGUUGAUCUGCAGGAUUUUGUUUUUGCAAAGGAGGUGCGCUUAGGUACUUACCGUGCACGGGCUUCUUCACUUCCUCCUGCAGCAAUUGUUGCAACUAAAGCAAUGAGAACAGACCCUAGAGCUGAACCACGCUAUGCGGAGCGAGUACCUUAUGUUGUUGUUCAUGGUGAACCUGGUGCUCGGCUUGCUGAUGUUGUGGUUGAUCCUUUCGAUCUUUUAACUAUUGAUUCACCUUACAGGGUAAAUGACAUGUAUUACAUCCAGAAACAAAUUAUCCCAGCUUUGCAGCGAGUCUUUGGGCUUGUAGGAGCUGACUUGAACCAAUGGCUUCAAGGGAUGCCUAGACCAGAGCGGGAAGCCAUUGGGAAACGCGGUGUCUUUGCUCCAAAUGCUCAAAGAACAAGAAUUGAUUAUUAUUACCUUUCAAAACAUUGUAUCCUGUGUGGUGAGCUUGUUCAGGCAUUUGCUUUUCUCUGCCAUAAUUGUUCUAAGAAUGAAGCUAGUGUUGCUGUAGCUUUGACCGGAAGGACCUCUAAACUGGAAAGAGACAUUCAUCACCUUGUUGCUAUAUGCCGGCAUUGUGGAGGGGGAGAUUGGGUUUUAGAAAGUGGGGUGAAAUGCACAUCUCUUGCGUGCUCCAUUUUCUAUGAAAGGAGGAAGAUUCAGAAAGAACUACAAUCGCUUUCUGCAGCAGCUUCAGAAGCAGGUUUUUAUCCCGGGUGUGUGGUUGAGUGGUUCUGACUUUUACAGAUCGAAUAAUACUUGUAGUAUAUUAUGAUUAUACAACCAAAAAGGGUGAAAAACAGCAGGGUCUUGCACUCUUGCAGCCUGCAAAACUUUUGUUUUAUGUUUCUUGAUAUACAUACAUUAGCUAACCUUAAUAUGUAAAGCGUGAGUUCUGAAUAGAAGAAAGUGCCAAAAGUCUAUAUAUAUUUGUAGGGUCUUGACAUUGUUCAGGUCGUAAGAAAUUGUGUUGUAGUUUGGAAUUGAGUUGAAAUAUAUUUGUCAUUCAUACUUAGCGGUUUGAAAUACGAGUACCAAUUGUUUGUUCU